AUUUUCAAAAAAAUAUGUUCUGGUUCCCAUUGUUCUGUGGUCUCAUUGGAAUCUCCUGAUCUUCUGCCAUUUCGGUGAAAGCCUGCAAUCAGAAAGCAGCACUCCCUGCAUGUUAUUGUUGGAUUCGCUGCACAUGACAGAUCCUAAGAGGCUUGAACCUUUAAUUAGAAAGUUUGUUAUGGACAUAUAUAAAAAUGAGAAGAGGCCAGAAACCAAAGAAUUGAUUCGUAAAAUUCCUCUUUUGGUUCCUAGUAUUCCUCAGCAGAUAGAUGAUAAAAAAUGUGGGUAUUUUGUCCUUUACUAUAUUUAUUUGUUCAUAAAGAAUGCUCCUGAGAUGUUUAGCAUCGACGAGGGCUACCCUUACUUUAUGACAGAAGACUGGUUCACUCUUGAAGAGCUCGACGGCUUCUGUAGAACACUCGAAUCAGUUCGGGUCGACACUACAAGCUCAGAUGAAUAGAUUGUACAGGUGCAUCACCUUCUUGUAUUGCGUAGCAGUCUGUAAUAUAGGUUGCAUCCAGGACUCUUGAAGAAGUAGCAGUGUAAGCAAAAAAGCAAUUGUUGUGAUUAGUGAUUAUUAACGAAGGGCCUCUUCGGGGCUACAUGUUAUGAGCGGCAAACUUGAUUGUUACAUUCUGGGAACUCAUUUUCAGUUUUCGCUUGGGUUCUUUCUUUUAAACAGAAAAUAGGUUUUUUGUUUUUCUUGUACUUAAUAAACCAUUGUAUUGUCAAGUUUUCUUUGUACUUGAUCAACUAUUGAUAAGUUUUCUUGUACUCAUUUCAGAUUUCUUUGUACAAGUUUUCAGAUUUCUUGUACUCAUUUCUUUGUAAUUAAUCAAUUAUUGACAAGUUUUCUUUGUACUUGAUCAACUAUUGAUAA
Messenger RNA from Coffea arabica (coffee), 880 nucleotides. Lineage: Eukaryota; Viridiplantae; Streptophyta; Magnoliopsida; Gentianales; Rubiaceae. The record is from RefSeq and is a predicted model, not a curated record.